GAAGAAUCGCGCAUCCCACUAAAACCACAAAAUCUUAACAAGAUUCCCAACUUCGUCACCUUCAACAAUAGAACUCUCUCUCUCUCUUCACCCAACAUUUUCUAAAAGUCGCCGAAACAAGAAAAACAAAUCAGACGCUGGAAUAUUUCCGUCAUCAUGGCAGAUUCUACAAAGGAUGUGCCGUUUAAGACGGUCCAGGUCGAAGCGCUGGUUAUUAUGAAAAUUGUCAAGCAUUGCUCGAACAGCUUCCCCACUGCCGCUACAGGAUCUAUUGUCGGCAUGGAUAAGGAUGGCAUUCUCGAGAUUACCAACACCUUUCCCUUUCCAACAGUCGAUGUCGCGAACGUCGAGGGCGGCCACCAGAAUGAUGCAUCUGCGCUUGCUGCUGCUGCCCCGCGCGCCAAGGCAAACAUCGUCUACCAGAACGAUAUGAUUCGACACCUUAAGGAGGUAAACGUCGAUGCCAACAAUGUUGGUUGGUAUACAAGCGCCACCAUGGGCAACUUUGUAAACCCCAGCUUCAUCGAGAACCAGUAUCACUAUCAGCGCGAGAACGACCGGACUGUGGCGCUAGUACACGAUGUUAGCCGAAGUUCCCAGGGUGCAUUGAGUCUUCGCGCAUUCAAGUUAACGCGAAAUUUCAUGACUGCCUUCAAAGAGGGAAAAUUCACAACUGAGAGUCUUCAAAAGUCAAAACUCUCAUUUAAGGACAUACUCGUCGAGUUUCCAGUCCACGUUCAUAACUCGCAUCUUCUAACCUCCUACCUCCACCAGCUACCCUCUGCCCCGACGGACGCAGACUUAGCUAUGCCGACCUCGCUUUCUGACCUUCAACGCGACCCUAUCAAGAUGCCUCUUUACCCAUCGACCGAUAUCCUUGACUUGUCGAUAGAUCCUUUCCUCGAGAAGACAUGCGAUCUUCUCCUCGAUAGUAUCGAGUCUCAUUAUACAGAGCUGAACAACCACCAAUAUUACCAGCGCCAACUUGCUCGGGAGCAGGCCAAAAUCACGGCAUGGCAAACGAAGCGAAAGGCAGAGAACGCAGCACGAGUUGCCGCCAAGCAGCAGCCACUCCCAGAAGACGAGUGGCAACGAGUCUUCAAGCUUCCCCAGGAGCCCAGCCGACUCGAAGGCAUGUUGAAUGCCAAGCAAGUCGAACAGUACAGCAAGCAAAUAGAUGGGUUCACGGCCAGUGUCAGUGCUAAGAUGUUCGCUGUCAGGGGAAAUCUUCUGCCAGAGUAAGAUUUCGAGAGGGGGAUAAAGGAGGUUAAUGGAAAUGGAUGCAUGUGGCCUGGCGUCUGGAGGCGUUCUAAGGUUUCUCGGGGUCUGUAGAGCUAAUUCUAUCAAGUUUUACUGAUUCUAUGCCUGACCUGUCACCAGCUAGGGUUUAUACGGGAAAUAAAUCAACAAAGUGAGUAUCUAAGAGGUCGUUUUUGAGAGUAUAAUUUACUUAUGUGUUGAACCUCAGUAAGAACGCUGCCUUUUAAAGCCGACCGAGUAGCGUUAACUGGAACAUCCUUGGCAACUCGUCAAACGAUGACAUUUAUUCUUGAUGUAUCCUGUGUAUGAUACCGUAGGUAAAGGUACCUAUGUAGUAUAUACCUACCUAGACGAGGAGUAUCUAGAUAAUAAAAGAGAUAAGUGGUAGGUAACAGAGGUACAAUACCUGGUACCUUGACGGCCUCAUCCAUAAUAAUUGAUAUUCCUUCCGUGUCAGGAGUUACCUAAGCGCUACAAAGAAUGGGAGAUGCGGCUGCAUUUGAGACACGAUUGACCUAUUAAAAGCUUCAUCAGGGUGAGGACGGCGAAAUAUGAGAAAUAAUCCGUUUCUCGCGGAGUUAUUGAUUUCCCAACAUUAGACGAAAAGAUUUGCCGAGUGGAUAGGAGAAACGGGAUGAGGGGCAUUUUUCAGGG
Molecule: messenger RNA, 1914 nt
Organism: Annulohypoxylon maeteangense
Lineage: Eukaryota; Fungi; Ascomycota; Sordariomycetes; Xylariales; Hypoxylaceae
Product: eukaryotic translation initiation factor 3 subunit 3
Exons: 3
Coding region: 157-1242 (361 amino acids)
Cellular component (GO): eukaryotic 43S preinitiation complex; cytoplasm; cytosol
Molecular function (GO): translation initiation factor activity; metallopeptidase activity; protein binding
Source: RefSeq, a predicted model, not a curated record